Messenger RNA from Brassica oleracea var. oleracea, 1911 nucleotides. RefSeq lists its product as uncharacterized. Lineage: Eukaryota; Viridiplantae; Streptophyta; Magnoliopsida; Brassicales; Brassicaceae. The transcript has 8 exons. The record is from RefSeq and is a predicted model, not a curated record. The coding region runs from base 1 to 1911 and encodes 636 amino acids.
AUGCCUCCCAGUCUGUGCAUGAAGGCAGAGAACGUAAUGUUGAGUCUCCUGAUCCCUGGUCCAAUUGCACCAAGCAACAACAUCGACAUUUAUCUUGCUCCGUUGAUAGAUGAUCUUAUUGACUUGUGGAAUGAAGGUAUACAAGCAUAUGACUCAUUAUCCAAUGAGUAUUUCACACUCCGAGCUAUUUGUUGUGGACUAUCAGCGACUAUCCAGGUUUGGGGACAUUGGCUGGUUGUAAAGAGACGACUGAGGCCAGGCCACCCUUACCGACGCCGCAAAGCAUGGUUUGACAAUACCGUAGAGGAAGGGACUGCAAGCAGAAUUCAAACUGGAUCUGACAUAUUUGAGAUGCUCAAGGACUUCAAGAAUGAUUUUGGAAAACCUUUAGAGAAGAAAGGCAAGAAGAGAAAAUCAUGUGUGGAUGAAGAUGAUGAGAUUGGAGGUGAAGAAUAUGAAGAAGAUACUGACCAAUGGAGGUGGAAGAAACGGUCAAUUCUAUUCGAGUUACCUUACUGGAAGGAUAUGCCGGUACGUCAUAACAUUGACGUAAUGCAUGUGGAAAAGAAUGUGUCUGACGCCAUACUGUCCAUGUUGAUGCAUAGUGCGAAGUCAAAAGAUGGUGUGAAAGCUAGACAAGAUUUAGAAGAUAUGGGGAUUCGCAGCUCCUUACACACUGAGAGACCACGAAGCCUAAUCUUUGAUUUUCUUCUGAAGAAAACAAGUGCCCACUUCAGGGAAUUGCGUAGGAGUCAGAUUCCGCACACGACAGGCCGUAGAGGAAUGGUUCGUCUAACUCAUAAAAUGAAGAAGCAGAGCAAGGAGCCUGAAAAGGUUACUAGAAGUAAGGUUUGGAUUGAAGCGCACACACAUAAGGAUGGGAGACCAGCGAGACCAGAAUUUGAAGAAACCAUUGAAAAAGUCAAAACAAUUGAUAGUGAACUGGACUCCACUGUUAGCACGAAUAUUAAAGAAGAUGCUGUGAGUAAAGUGUUAGGACAAGACAUACCAGGAAGAGUUAGAGGUCUAGGCCGGGGGAUUAUUGCAUCAAAGUUAGCUAUAUUGGCAGCUAGAGACACAUACGUCAUGAAGCUUGAGGCCAAACAAGCAGAACUAGUGGAUGUAGUUCGUGGCUUGCAGGAACAACUUCAUAACUUGACUGAAUCAAGGAGAGUUGAAGUUGGGUCUACUACCUCUGAAGUGAAUACUGAUGUUUACAAAGGGGGACAUGGAUGUCAGAUUUUGGAUUGGUGUGUAGAGGAAGAGGUUGUUAUUGGGGAAGGAGAGUUUGUUUCGGCUGACGCAGAGUACAAGAUUGGACACAUUCCAAUAGGUCCUAACACGGCUGCUAUUAUUGUCAAGUCGUAUGAGGAGCAAGAAGCAGGGCCACUAUGGAGGCCUUCAGUAACUGUCAGAACACUGAGGCAAGCUGUUGGACAAGUUAUCGCAUGGCCAGUUGAUAGGUUCAUAUUGGACAGUGAAAUGGACUCUCCAACUCAUAAGACUGCUGGUUCAGCGGUGACAAGUGAUGAUAAAAUAAACAUCUAUGAUUGGAAUUCAACUGGUGUAACUGUUGCUGAGGGUAGUUUGUGUUCCACGGACCCAGAUGAUCUGGUAAACGACAUCCCACUGGGUCCAGGUGUUGCUAUUGUGAAGGUUGAUGUGGCAGUUGUUGAAGAUGCAUAUCAAUGGAGACCAGUUUCUGAUGAAAUGUUUCUGAUGAGUCAUGCAGUUAAGAUGAAAAUCUCAUGGCCUCUGAAUAAGAUUCAACAGAUUAGUCAGCAAGCCAUGAAAGAGACGAUAUCAAAGAAUAGCUCUCCCAAGAGUGUAAGUCACAGCUCUGAUAGCAGCAAAAGUGGUAAAAGGAAGUGCGUCCUCUUAGACUGCAAAAAUGCAAAGGUCGGGCAAUAA